Eriocheir sinensis (Chinese mitten crab) is the source of this 6544-nucleotide messenger RNA. It is a transcript of the gene sl, whose product is annotated as 1-phosphatidylinositol 4,5-bisphosphate phosphodiesterase gamma-1-like. Gene Ontology annotation, molecular function: calcium ion binding; protein binding; phosphatidylinositol-4,5-bisphosphate phospholipase C activity. Gene Ontology annotation, biological process: positive regulation of epithelial cell migration; lipid metabolic process; phosphatidylinositol-mediated signaling. Bases 192 to 3881 code for a protein of 1229 amino acids. Lineage: Eukaryota; Metazoa; Arthropoda; Malacostraca; Decapoda; Varunidae. The transcript has 27 exons. The record is from RefSeq and is a predicted model, not a curated record.
AAGAGAGUCAGUGUAGCCACGACCACUGAAAGGGGAGGAAGUCUGUUUGUCUGUCUGUCUGUCUGGAUGUAUAAUAAUUGCAACACUAGUCUUUCCAUCCAUAAUACUCACACACACACACCUCAUACAGCCAUCCCCAGAUGGUAUAACUGAAGAACAGUCCUGUGUAGGAGCCAGCCGGAGCUAGCACAAUGUUGGAACAGGAGCGGUCGGAGGAGCUGAUAGUGCAGCGUUUGGAGAAAGGAACGGCUGUUGAUCGUUUCCUCCCCAAACACAAGCCUGAGAGUGGUAUACUCAAAAUUCGACGUGAGACUCACCACCUCAUAUGGAGUUGCAACCAGAAUGCCAGUGAUGUAAUAAUAACUUCCCUGGGGGACAUUAAGGAAGUGCGACCAAAUCAGGCAUCUAAGGACUUUGAGAGGUGGCCAGAAGAAGCACGUAAAGUGGAGAAGUCAAGGUGCUUCGUUGUGUAUUAUGGGAAGGAGUUUAAAUUGCGAUCGCUCUCCAUAGCAGCUCUUGGGAUUGCUGAAUGUGGGGAAUGGAUACUUGGCAUUAACUUCCUAAGGGACGAGUAUGCAGAAGGAUCCUACAUUAUUUGUUUGGAGAGGUUCCUCCGCACCGAAUUCUACAGUAUGAAAAACAACAAAAGCACAAUUUCGUUUCGGGACGUGAAAGCUUUCCUGCCCAAGAUUAAUUUGUGGACCAGCAGUAAUCGGCUUAAAGAACUCUUUGAUGCAAAGGAUGACCAGAGACAAGGAGAGAUAGGCUUUGACCAAUUCUUGGAGCUUAUCAUGAUGAUUACCUGGGACAAGCAGGAGGAUAGGAAAAUGCUGAUGGAUCUGGACCAGUACAGUGAAGAUAAAUCCAUCGUGACCAUGCAGGAGUUCCAGGCAUUCUUGGUGGAGCAGCAGCAUGAACUGGAAUACCAUGCUGCUUCUAUCAUUAGAAACUUUGUCCAGGACUUACAAAGAAAUAUCCAAGAACCAUAUUUUCAUGUAGAAGAGUUCUUCCAGUAUCUUUUCUCCAAGUCCAAUGAAGUGUGGAAUCGACGACACAGUUACGUUAACCAGGAUAUGAAGCAACCACUCUCCCAUUACUGGGUUGCCUCCUCACAUAACACAUACCUGACAGGAGAUCAGCUGGCAAGUGACUCAUCCGUAGAAGCCUAUGCACGAGCACUGCGUCAGGGUUGCCGUUGCAUUGAGCUGGACUGCUGGGAUGGCCCCAAGGAAACACCCAUUAUCUACCAUGGCCACACCAUCACCAGCAAGAUUGGCUUUUUGGAAGUUAUCAAAACUAUCAAAGAUCAUGCAUUUGUUACUUCAAGCUUCCCAUUGAUUCUCUCCAUUGAAAACCACUGUAGCCUCCCACAGCAGAAGGAAAUGGCACGUCUCUUCAAGGAAGUUUUUGGGAAUUCCCUUCUCACCACACCCAUUGAGAGCCAUGAUGAACGGGGGAGACAGGUGAUGCCCUCUCCUGAGAUGCUGAAAGGGAAAGUAAUGCUGAAAUAUAGAAAGCUACCUGGAGGCACAGAUGAACUCACCCCGCUGGUUCCCAAUGCAGAUGAAUUGGGAGAACAAGGGCUGGAUCAGGUCCUUAUCAGUGAUCGUCUCUUCCUCAAAAACCCUGUGGAUCAUUUAGCAUGGCAACCACAUUUGUUUUUCCUCUCUCAAAAUGGUUGCCUCUCCUUUACUGAGGCUGAAAUGGACUCAGACCUGGAUGGAGAUGAUCAGGCCAAUGGCUGGAGGCAUUCAUUUUGUGACAGUGACGAUGAACGGCACAUAUAUCAGAGUUGGUACCACGGGAAGCUUCCUGGUGGACGGGAGAAAGCCCAGGAACUAUUGCAGCAGUACAGCUACUUAGGGGAUGGGACCUUCCUUGUACGACUUUCUGAAAACUUUAUUGGUGACCACACACUCUCUUUUUGGAACCAGGGCAAGGCAAAUCAUUGUCGCAUCAAGACACGGCAAGAGGGUGACAGAACUACCUUUAGAUUGAAGGAUACAUACAGCUUCCCCAACCUGAAUGCCCUCAUUGAGCAUUAUCACAUCAACCCUAUCCGUGCCCAGGUAAAUGCACAGAACCCAAAUGAACUUUCUAUAGUGUUGGGGAAGCCUGUCCCUCGGCCCAAUGAUCAUGAACGCAUGGAAUGGUACCAUGCAAACAUGACCAAGGAGGAGGCAGAGGAAUAUUUAGGCCGCAUUCAGGACAACGGUGCAUUCUUGGUCCGCCCCAGCCAGGAGCCCAACAGCAUUUCCAUCUCAUUUAGGGCUCAAGGCAGCACUAAACACUGCCGGGUGAAGCAGGUAGAUCAGUCCUACCUCUUUGGCACAGCAACCUUCGAAAACCUGGUAGACCUUGUAAAGUACUACAAGCGUGAGCCUCUCUACCGUAACGUUAAGCUGCGCUACCCAGUAACCAGACGGGUGAUAGAUUCCCUCCCUGACCAAGACCAGCUAGGUGUGGGGCAGCCAGGGGGCUACAUCACCUGCCUCAGAUAUAAUGUAGUGAAGGCCAAAUUCAACUACACGGCCCAAAAGCCAGAUGAACUCACCUUCCCAAGGCAUGCCAUCAUCCAUAAUGUGAAUAAAGUAGAAGAGAACUGGUGGAAGGGCGACUAUGGUGGCUCACGUCAAUAUUGGUUCCCAGCCAACUUUGUUGAGGAGAUCCAGCCGGAGAAUAUUAAUGAAGGGGCAGGGGAUACUAGGAUUCUGGGAGACCUACAAAAAGGUAAUGUAGACCUACGGGGAUCAGAUGCUGUCCUGAAACCCUACAAGGAAGAAAACCCAUGGAACAUAAACUUUGUCAUCAGGCUUACGGCUCCAACACUGUACGAAGAACUGGAGAUUGGGUGUGUGUCUGAGCAGAAGGCCCGGGAGUGGAUGGACUCUAUAAGCAGUGUUGCCUCUAUAGGAGAUACGAGUUUUCAGCAGAAAGAAACAAAAAAGCGGAUCGAUAAGGAUCUCAGCGAUCUGGUGGUGUACUUCCAAUGUGUUAACUUUGACAUUCAGCGCCGAUGUCACAAUGAAAUCUCCUCCUUCCCGGAAACCAAGAUGAUGAACCACAUAAAGGAAAAUCCUAAGGCGCUCCUUGAAUUCCAUAAGGUUGGGUUCAGCAGGGUGUACCCAAAGUCAACACGCGUGGACUCCUCAAACUACAACCCCAUGCCAAUGUGGAACCAUGGCUGUCAGUUGGUGUCCCUCAAUUACCAGACUGGAGAUAAAAAUAUGCAGCUGAAUGAAGGAAUGUUUCUGCAGAAUGGAAAGUGUGGGUAUGUUUUGAGGCCCAAGUGUCAAAUGGACCCUAACUAUGACCCAUCUGAUCCAACCACCCUCCGAAAUAAGUACCCCCUCAAAUUAGAGAUCAAAAUAUUUGGAGCACGACACCUCACCAAUACCAAGAAAGGCUGCAUCUCCCCAAUGGUAGAGCUGGAGAUUAUUGGCUGCGACUACGACUCUCAGAAGAUUUCCACCAGGACUGUCCGGGACAAUGGUCUCAAUCCAGUGUGGGGUGAAACAAUGCACUUCGAUGUGAUGAAUCCUGAAUGUUCUCUUAUUCGCUUUGUGGUGAAUGAUGUAGACAAUUUUGGAGAUCUUAAUCAGAUUGGCCAAGCUACCUAUCCGGUACUGUGCUUGCGGGACGGUUUCCGCAGUGUUCCCCUUAAAAAUAACUUCUCAGAUGAAAUUGAAUUGGCAUCCCUCCUUAUCUACUUGAAACAAAGCAAGGGGGUGGAAAAUCCGACAUCAUAUGUCGACCAUUUGCAAGAGCUGGGCAUAAUGCGGGAAGAGGCUGAGAGGAAUAAUGACCAUGAGCGUGCAAACCAGCUAGCCGAGGCUUGGAAACGUCUUGAAAUUAGCAUGAGGAAGACCAGCAACCUCUAACUACCUCACCACCAGUAAGUGUUGGGAGUUACCAACCAAUGUCCAAGGCCUGAGGUCAUCCCCACUCACUUUCACCUGGUGGCCAGUCCACCUGAUCCAUCCAGUCCCAUGUACUGCAAUAAGUAUUGACAAGUUGAGUGCCUGAUCACUUACCUCAAAGGAAGUGACAGCCACCGAUCUGAGUUUUUUACUAGUAUAACAAGUGAGCUUAUAUGAAGCAUAUGACCUUGGUUCCAUUAUAUGUAAGUCAACUUCUAAGUCAUUCUGUAUUUUAUGUAUCUUAAAGUAUUCAUAACUGCAUAAUUGUUGUUGUCUGUGUAUAAAUGUAUGUAAAUACCAUAACAGGAGACAUAACAGUUCAUGGCAUGGCGGCAGACUGUUUAGUAAGCAAUCAAUUCCAUUUUAUCUUUGUGGAGCCUUUCAUACUGCAUAUCUUUAAGCAAAGUUUUUAGUGAAAAUUUCAAGUCUACCACACUGCUGAGUCAAAGCUUACUUACUGAGGUAAACUUACUGCUCAAACAAAUCAUAAAAAUAUGUACAGCUCCAUGUUUUGCAGGGUAUUAAGUUCAUAUUAGAUGCAACAAAUAGUGAAUUGCUGUUUAUCUGCAAAAACUAGAUUUGUCCAGAUAAUAUGCCUUAUAAAGUGUAUGAAGUCUGAGUAUUUUUCUAAUACUGUUUAGGAACUGUGUGGUAAUCUCAACAAAAUUAUCAUGAUUGAAAAUGGUAAUGAACUUGACUAUUUUGUAUCAAAGUAUAUUCAAGAGAUUAUGGCAGUCAUUAUAUAUUAUUGAACGUUAUUGAAUAUUUACUCAUUUUCAGUUCAUAGGUAAAAAUAUUUAAGUAUAGAUUUUUUGUCAAUGAUUCUUUUAAUUAUCAGGAAUGUACAUAGUUUCAUAUGUACAUACUUGCAUAUGCCAUGUAUAUUUUUCUUCAGGUGUGCAUAAAUUGUGGAAAAUUAUUAAAAAUAUCCUGUUUAUUUGAAAAUAAUGCUUAGGGAUUGCAAGGAAUAUUAAAACUUAAUUAGGUAAUAUUUUACUUGUAGUAUCAAAUUAGAACAAAAUUACCUGUCACUGGUAACAUUAAAGUCUAAGAGACAGUUUCGUUGUCACUAAUGCAUAAGCUGAUUUUUCCAGCUGAAGGAAAGCAAAGCAGUGGUAAGCUACAAUGCUCGGUGUGUGUGUGUGUGUUCUCUUACCUAAUUGUACUUUUACAGGAUUGAGCAAAGCUAAUAUUAUCUAGAUUUUUUUAUUCAUUUUGUCAUAAAUGUCCAUAAAUUUGUGAAUUUGAUUGACAGACAACCUCAUUUGGUACUGCUUUCCACUGAUCAACUGAACUAUUUGGAAAACUGAAUUUUCUUGCAUCCUUUUCACCACUUUUCUUAAACAUUUUUCUGCUGUGUCCUCUAGAUGUUAGUUUCUCAUAUGACAUAUACUCAUUUACUUCUAUUUUCUCUCUUCCUGUUACAAACUUAUGUAUUAAUACCUUUUCAAUUUUCAAGAGUUACCAUUUUUGUAAUGUAAAUGCUUCUUAUGAUCUUCAUAUUUGGAUUCUGUAUCAUAUAUUGCCAUAAAGUUAUAUUCCAGUAGUAUAUGAUCACAUUUGCAUAAAGAAAAAUCAUAUAUCAGUUUCUCAAUUUCACUUUCCUUUGAUUAAUGAGAGUUCAUCCAAUCCUCUGUUCCUUGUGUCCUGUCUUACAUGAUGAAACAGGAAAAAAGUCCUGAAUCAAAUUAGCAGUUUUUGUUCCCCUAGAUUCCAUACAUCUAAGCUAUACCAAUUUAUAUUUGUGUUAAUAUCUCCAUUUAAUAUCCUCUCCAGCUUAUCAUCCAUUUGGUGGAAUACGGUUCUUAUUCAUUGUACUGCAUCAUGUCUGUCAGGUGUAGUCUUCUGUAUUUCAUGUGUUUGUGUCAGGAGGCAUGCAAAGAAUUACCACAAUUGUGUCGCUCCCAGCUGAAGUGAAGUAAUCGAUGCUUAGGAAAAGUGCAGAAACGCUCCGGUGUAGCGCCCUGAGAGUGGGGCGGACCAGAAGUGGUGAUAGCCAGUGUUACCAGAAGGGAUAUUCAUGUCAGUGUGUGGGAAAUGUCUGUAGAUGGCACAGAAUGUUUGUCCAGUACAUUUAAGUCUUUUUCUCGAAUUUCUACGUAUAUCUUAAGUGAAAAAAAUAUGAAUGAAUAAAUUACAAACCAAAGGAAGCCUUAUAUACCAAUGCGAGGAUGUGGUAACACUGAGUGCGGGCGGUCACGUGAUUGUCGACACACUCUGUGUUACCACAUCCUCGCUAACGCCAUAACCUCGUAACCUCGCUCAUUAUUGUCCCAAAAAGUGUCCAUUAUUUCCUAAUGGACUCCAAAGCAAGUCAUUUUCUACAUAUUAGCGAGCUUAUUCACUAAAAAGCCCAGAUUUGAUGAGGUAACUUGCAGUGAAAUUGAUACUGGCUGUUGUUUGUUGCCUUAUAUCUCUUUUCUGUAUUUUUACAUUGCCCGCCUUAUGUUAGGUAAUACUUGAUGUUAUUCAUGCACUCCUUGUACAAUAUGAAUUUCUCAUCAGGCUCCAUGGUGUGUGUAUAGACUCCAUAGACUCCAGAUGUAAUUUUUUUAUUUAUUUUACAUCAAAGGCUGCAGCUCAAGGGCAACAAAGAGAGUAAAAAAAAAAAAAAAAAAAAAAAA